Messenger RNA from Nicotiana tabacum (common tobacco), 2450 nucleotides. NCBI's taxonomy places the organism in Eukaryota, Viridiplantae, Streptophyta, Magnoliopsida, Solanales, Solanaceae. The record is from RefSeq and is a predicted model, not a curated record.
AGAAGCCGAAAAAUUACCGUUGUGACUGAAUCUAUAAAUAGAGAAAAACACGCUACUUGACUACAGCCUUUCUUUGUCUGAAUCUCAAAUCUCUCUUUCUAAAACCGAAGCAAACGACGUAGUUUUUCCCCUCAUUUGGGGUGGAUCCUGAUCUGAAUUUGAACUAAAGCUGCAAUAAGAUGUCAACAUACACCCCUAAGAAUAUACUCAUUACUGGAGCUGCCGGAUUUAUUGCAUGUCAUGUAGCCAACAGGCUUGUCCGGAGCUACCCUGACUACAAGAUCGUUGUGCUUGAUAAACUUGAUUAUUGUUCAAACUUGAAGAACCUUAUUCCUUCCCGAUCUUCCCCUAAUUUCAAGUUUGUUAAGGGGGACAUUGCCAGUGCAGAUCUUGUUAACUACCUUCUCAUCACUGAGUCCAUUGACACUAUAAUGCACUUUGCUGCUCAAACCCAUGUUGAUAACUCUUUCGGUAAUAGCUUUGAAUUCACUAAGAACAACAUCUACGGUACCCACGUACUAUUAGAGGCCUGCAAAGUUACUGGUCAGAUCAGAAGGUUUAUUCAUGUCAGUACAGAUGAGGUUUAUGGUGAGACUGAUGAGGAUGCUGUUGUCGGAAACCACGAAGCCUCACAACUCCUUCCCACUAACCCAUAUUCGGCCACAAAAGCUGGGGCUGAAAUGCUUGUUAUGGCUUACGGUAGAUCAUACGGUUUACCUGUUAUAACCACUAGGGGGAACAAUGUAUAUGGUCCUAACCAAUUCCCCGAGAAACUAAUCCCGAAAUUUAUACUUUUAGCCAUGAGGGGGAAGACUCUUCCUAUUCAUGGAGAUGGUUGUAACGUUCGUAGUUAUCUUUACUGUGAGGAUGUUGCUGAGGCUUUUGAAGUCAUUCUACACAAGGGGGAGGUAGGUCAUGUUUAUAACAUUGGAACUACAAAAGAGAGAAGAGUGAUCGAUGUUGCCAAAGAUAUAUGCAAACUCUUUAACAUGGAUCCAGACAAAAGCAUUGAGUUUGUUGAGAACAGACCAUUUAACGACCAGAGGUACUUUCUGGAUGAUCAGAAGUUGAAAGAGUUGGGUUGGUCAGAGAGGACCUUGUGGGAAGAGGGUCUGAAAAAGACUAUUGAAUGGUAUACCAAAAACCCCGAUUGGUGGGGGGAUGUCUCUGGAGCAUUGCUUCCUCAUCCUAGAAUGCUGAUGAUGCCCGGUGGAAUAGAAAGACAUUUGGAUGGAGCCGAGAAAUAUGAUUCAGGAUCUUCUGAAUUCUCAGCAAAGUCCAAUGAAACCAAAACGGUAGCUCCAGCUCCAAAGAGCAGCAACGUGCCUCAGAAAUCCCCUUUUAAGUUUUUGAUCUAUGGUAGGACUGGGUGGAUUGGCGGUUUGCUAGGGAAAUUGUGUGAGAAACAGGGGAUUCCUUAUGAGUAUGGCAAGGGACGUUUGGAGGAUCGUUCAAAGCUUUUGGCAGACAUUAAUGCUGUCAAGCCGACACAUGUAUUCAAUGCUGCUGGUGUCACUGGUAGACCCAAUGUUGAUUGGUGUGAGAGUCAUAAACCAGAAACGAUUCGUACAAAUGUUGCCGGUACUCUUAACUUGGCAGAUAUUUGCAGAGAGCACGGUCUCCUGAUGAUGAAUUUCGCCACUGGUUGCAUAUUUGAGUAUGAUGCUAAGCACCCAGAGGGUUCCGGUAUUGGGUUCAAGGAGGAAGAUACACCCAAUUUCGCUGGUUCUUUCUAUUCAAAGACCAAGGCCAUGGUUGAAGAGCUUUUGAAAGAAUAUGACAACGUUUGCACACUCAGAGUUCGCAUGCCAAUAUCUUCAGAUCUCAACAACCCUCGCAAUUUCAUUACCAAGAUUAGCCGCUACAAUAAGGUGGUCAAUAUUCCUAACAGUAUGACCAUACUAGAUGAGCUUCUUCCGAUCUCAAUUGAGAUGGCAAAGCGUAACCUCAAGGGCAUAUGGAAUUUCACGAACCCCGGUGUUGUGAGCCAUAAUGAAAUCUUGGAAAUGUACAAGAAAUAUAUCAAUCCAGAAUUUACUUGGGCCAACUUCACAUUGGAAGAGCAGGCCAAGGUAAUUGUUGCAGCUCGCAGUAACAACGAGAUGGAUGCAUCCAAGUUGAAGAAAGAGUUCCCUGAGUUGCUACCGAUCAAAGAGUCGCUGAUCAAGUAUGUGUUUGAACCAAACAAGAAAACCUCUGCAUAAAAAAUCUGUUGAUCUCAAGGAUUUUGUAUGCUAUUUUAGCCAUUAUUCAUUUUUGGUACCCAGAAUUCUCUUAUUGUUUUAGAUUAUUGUUAGUGACUAGAGUUUCCUCGGUCGUUAUUCCUUCUUUUUUUUUUUUGGUAUGAAUUCAUAAUAUUUGUGCUUUGUAUGUGGAAGAUUUGGAUAGGCUGCUCCCCUGUAUCUGUUGUUGAAUCUGAUAUAUGGAAUUUUGAACUUUUUCUAGCUCAA